GUCACCGUGCGUCGGCGUCAGUUCGGCCGGGCUUGGGCGCUUCCGGAACGCCGCUGCCGGGACGGCCGCGCCCGCCGCCUCUCCUGCCGCCGCGCCUCCCCGGCUUUGAGGAGGCCUCCAGGCAGCCGCGCAGCUUCCGCGAUUUACAAAAGACCCUGAAGAGUCUUUUUCUUCCUAUUUUUUUCUCUGGCAGUAAUAAAUUCCAUUAUGAAGACACUGCAUCUUUAUAAAGGGAUAUAGUUUGAAUUCUGUGGAGUGUAAUUUUGUGUAUGAAUUAUAUCUUUAAAAUAUUGAAGAGUUUUCUUAAAUAUCUUAAAAUAUUGAAGAGUUUUCAGAAAGAGGUCUAGGAGAGUUAAUUACUGGGUCAUUAUGCUAAGCAGCAAUUCUGUUGGUAAUACAGUAUUUUGUUAGGCAUUUUUAAUAACACUAGAAAGGACAACCUGUAUCUUUUGAGAAAACUCAUCUUUAAAUUACAGCAUGACUGAUAUUAAAGCUGAAUGGUCCUUAAAUGAAGAACAGAUUAUUUAAUUUUUAAAUGCAGUGUAAAAGGUAUGUGCUGUGGAAAUCUUACGGUUAACAAGUUGAUGGAGAAAAUGCCUUCAGUUGAUCAAGUAUUAAAAAAGUGGUAUACAGAGUGAGAGAGACUAAAUAAUUUUGCUGCAGGAAAUGGAAACAAACAUUUAACAAAGAUGAAAGAGUCUACAGUUUAUAAACUUUAAGCAAAAUUCAUUUGACAUCGUACACACCAUAACAGGCACAGGUUCAACAAAGGUGGAUGUUACCUUCCUCAGAAGUUAAAUGAAGCUAAUAUUAAGCCUCUUAAGUAAAUACUAUGAUGAUAAGCUGUGUGAAAUUAGCUUUUAGAUAGUAUGACCGUAUGUGGGGAGGAUGUUGUAUUAAAGUGUUUAUAGGGAAAGAAGUCUGCAUGUAAUUUUAUACUCUUGUGGCAUAAUCAGUAAUUGGCCUGAUACCAAGGUUUCAUAUCUGGUACACUAAAGGCAUAAUUUAGGUAUUCUAUAGUUGUUUAGAAUUUGCGAAUAUGGACCUUGAAAAAUCAAGGUGUUUCAGAAGGGCAUCAACAUAUUCAGGCCUUUAGGUUAAUAUGCCAAAUUAUGAGCAAAUAGCACUUGAAUUACCUAAAGGUUUAUUAUAAUCCCAAAGAGGUCUAAGUAGUAUCUUGGUAAUUGAGGAGAGAUUUUCAUUCUACCUGCAUGUAAACACAGAUGUAAAUCCAGUGAAGAAGGUGUGGUGAAUUCUGUAUAAGUAAGAUUGUAUCACUUAAUUCUCUUUUUGUGGUAAAAAUCUAAUUUAGUGUGAAGAGACAAAUUUCAUGUGAAGGUGUUUUUAGCCAUCAAGCAGUACUAUCACCUACUCAUGCACAAAACUACCUCCCAAAGACUUGUCCUACGUCCCUUACCUCAGAAAAUUAGGAGUAAAAUGGAAGAUAGCCCAAUCUUGUCAAAUUGGACAAAUGACAACAAACAAAGGAUGAAGUAUGACUUUUCAUGUGAACUGUACAGAAUGUCUACAUAUUCGACUUUCCCCGCCGGUGUUCCUGUCUCAGAAAGGAGUCUUGCUCGAGCUGGUUUUUAUUACACGGGUGUGAAUGACAAGGUCAAAUGCUUCUGUUGCGGCCUGAUGCUGGAUAACUGGAAACAAGGAGACAAUCCUAUUGAAAAGCAUAAACAGCUAUAUCCUAGCUGUAGCUUUAUUCAGAAUCUGGUUUCAGCUAGUCUGGGAUCCACCUCGAAGAACAUUUCUCCAGUGAGAAGCAGUUUUGCACAUUCAUUGUCUCCCACUUUGGAACAUGGUGGCUCGUUCAGUGGUUCUUAUCCCAGCCUUUCGCCAAACCCUCUCAAUUCUAGAGCAGUCGAAGACUUCUCUCCAUUGAGGACUAACCCCUACAGUUAUGCAAUGAGUACUGAAGAAGCCAGAUUUCUUACUUACCGUAUGUGGCCAUUAACCUUUCUGUCACCAUCAGAAUUGGCAAGAGCUGGUUUUUAUUAUAUAGGACCCGGAGAUAGGGUAGCCUGCUUUGCUUGUGGUGGGAAGCUGAGUAACUGGGAACCAAAGGAUGAUGCUAUGUCAGAACACCGGAGACAUUUUCCCAACUGUCCAUUUUUGGAAAAUUCUCUGGAAACUCUGAGGUUUAGUAUUUCAAAUCUGAGCAUGCAGACAUAUGCAGCUCGAAUGAGAACAUUUAUGUACUGGCCAUCUAGUGUUCCAGUUCAGCCUGAGCAGCUUGCAAGUGCCGGUUUUUAUUAUGUGGGUCGCAAUGAUGAUGUCAAAUGCUUUUGUUGUGAUGGUGGCUUGAGGUGUUGGGAAUUUGGAGAUGAUCCAUGGGUAGAACAUGCCAAGUGGUUUCCAAGGUGUGAGUUCUUGAUACGCAUGAAAGGGCAAGGGUUUGUUGAUGAGAUUCAAGGUCGAUAUCCUCAUCUUCUUGAACAGCUAUUGUCAACUUCAGAUACUCCUGGAGAUGAAAAUGCUGAUCCACCAAUUGUUCAUUUUGGAUCUGGAGAAAGUUCUUCAGAAGACGCAGUCAUGAUGAAUACACCUGUGGUUAAAUCUGCCUUGGAGAUGGGCUUUAGUAGAAGCCUGGUAAAACAGACAGUUCAGAGCAAAAUCCUAACUACUGGGGAAAACUACAAAACAGUAAAUGAUAUUGUAUCAGCACUUCUUAAUGCUGAAGAUGAAAAAAGAGAAGAGGAAAAGGAAAGACAAGCUGAAGAAAUGGCAUCAGAUGACUUGUCAUUAAUUCGGAAGAACAGAAUGGCUCUCUUUCAGCGGUUGACGUGUGUGCUUCCUAUCCUGGAUAAUCUUUUAAAGGCCAAUGUAAUUAAUAAACAAGAACAUGAUAUUAUUAAACAAAAAACACAGAUACCUUUACAAGCAAGAGAACUGAUUGAUACCGUUUUAGUGAAAGGAAAUGAUGCAGCCAGUAUCUUCAAAAACUGUCUAAAGGAAAUCGACUCUACGUUAUAUAAGGACUUAUUUGUGGAUAAGAAUAUGAAGUAUAUUCCAACAGAAGAUGUUUCAGGUCUGUCACUGGAAGAACAAUUGAGGAGGUUACAAGAAGAAAGAACUUGUAAAGUGUGUAUGGACAAAGAGGUUUCCAUUGUAUUUAUUCCUUGUGGUCAUCUGGUAGUGUGCCAGGAAUGUGCCCCUUCUCUAAGGAAAUGCCCCAUCUGCAGGGGGAUAAUCAAGGGCACUGUUCGCACAUUUCUCUCAUAAAAGAAAAAAAUAGGCUGUAUCUUAACUUAUAUAGAAAACUCUUUAAAAUAUUGUUGAACAUGUAAUGCUAUUUGAAUGAAUCAUUGGUUCUUCAAUUAGUAACAUUUGUGUUGUAAUCUGCUUUGGUACUAAUAAUCUUAUUUCCAAAAAGGUAGUUUAUUUCACAUUUAAUCUUAACCUAUGUAUUUACAAGGGAGGAUUUAUGUUUGAUGAGCUUUACAAGUAUAUAUUGUUAUCUAUCACUUUAGGUUUUACUGAAUUUGGUAUUCUUUCUGAAAGCUUUAACUACCACUGCCACAAGGUAGUAUAGAUUAAAAGAACUGGAAACAAGAAACUCUGGGGAGUUCAGAGUUACUAUACCAAAUUCUUUUUGGUGCUUUUCACAUGUGUUAUAAAAUAAGGAUUUUUCUCUUCCUAGUAGAUAAGUUCCCCUAUUCUCCCUUAGUUUGUGAAAAACAUCUUAAUAAAGUACUUUAAAAAGGUUUUUCUAUCAAAAUGUUUUUUCUGUCCUGAUUUAAAAAGUAAUUUUCUUGUGUCUUCAUUGUACUUUACUCAAAUGCUAGCUAUUAAGAGCUGAAUUCAUGAAACAAAUUACUAAGAAAUAUUUUUGGACUGGGCGCAGUGGCUCACACCUGUAAUUGUAGCAGUCUGGGAGACUGACGUGGGUGUAUUGCUUGACCUCAGGAGUUCAGACCAGCCCGAGUAAGAGCAAGAGCUGGUCUCUACUAAAAACAGAAAAAUCAGCCAGGCAUGGCAGUGCACAUCUCUAAGUCCCAGCUACUUGGGAGGCUGAGGCAUGAGGAUCACUUGAGCCCAAGAGCCUAAGAUUGCUGUGAGCCAGGAUGACGCCACAGCACUCUACCCAGGGCAACAGAUUUAAGACUCUGUCUCAAAAAAAAAUACAUAUUUUUAAUGUGAUUUAUGAAAAUUCCUUUAGGUGAUAGUCUCGUUGCUUUGUAUUUUAUAGAUAUAAUAGUAUUUGAUGAAAAAUGGAUGAGUUUCAAAAAACUUUUAAUAAAUUUGGAUAAAUUGGUAUUAGGAUUUUCAGAAAAUGGCGUAAUGGCCUUGUUGUGUGGGUGCUGAGGAGGUGUGAGGUACAGGCAGUGGUAAGUGCCUUCUUCGGGACCCAGUCAUACUUGACCUUUUCCCAGAUCUGCAUCUGUGGCAGAAUUCUCAGGCCAGGUGGACUAGAACGUCUAAUAGAAAAAAGUGUGCAUUUUUCUUUUUACUUGAUAACCCUUUAAAUACUGAACACACUGGGAAGGGCAGCUGAGAAUUUCUCCAUUCUCCAGUCUGUUCUCUUCUAUUUGAGGCAGGAUACACCCUAAUGUGCUGACGCAUGAUCCAUGUGUGCAAGUCCGAAUACGGUUUCAAGACUCGAGAAAAUCUCUCUCCCUGCCGUUACAGAGGGAAUGUAAAAGAAAUUUUUUUGCCCAAAUUUAAUAGGCUUAGAAAAAUGAGAAAAAUGAAAACAUUUCUCACUUUUUUUUAAUCUUCCAUUCUGGUCCUUUUAUUGAUUCUUCCCUUAAGGAGUCAAAUUAGAAGUCUUUAGUCAAAAUAGUUCAGUAUGUCUACAUCACGCACUAAUCUCCUUUGUUAUAAUGGGAUGCUAAUCUUUUUAGAAAUUAUCUUUUUCUCUUUUUUUUUUUUUUUUGUAGAGACAGAGUUUCACUUUAUGGCCCUCGGUAGAGUGCCGUGGCGUCACACAGCUAAUAGCAACCUCCAACUCCUGGGCUUAGGCGAUUCUCUUGCCUCAGCCUCCCGAGCAGCUGGGACUACAGGCGCCCGCCACAACGCCCGGCUAUUUUUUUGUUGCAGUUUGGCCGGGGCCAGGUUUGAACCCACCACCCUCGGUAUAUGGGGCCGGCGCUUUACCGACUGAGCCACAGGCGCCACCCCUUUUCUCCCUUUCUUUCUCUCCCUCUUCCUUUCUUUCCUUCCUUCCUGUCUGUCUUUCUUUCCUAUCUUUCUCCCUCCCCUCCCCUCCUUUCCGUCUUCCAUGUCUUUCUUGUCUGUCUUUCUCUCUCACCCAGGCUGAAGUGAAGUGGUGCCAUCACAGCUCACUGCAACCUUGAACUGGGCUCAAGCAAUUCUCCCACCUCAGCCUCUCAAGUAGCUAGGACUAUAGGUGUACACCACACCUGGCUAAUUAAAAAAAAUUUUUUUUACAGAGAUAGUGUCUUGUGAUGUUGCCCAGGCUACUCUGAAACUCUUGACUGCAAGUGAUCCUCCUGCCUUGGCUUCUCAAAGUGCUGGAGUUACAGGCAUGAGUCACCGUCCCAAGCCUCUUUUUUUCUUAAUGAUAGCUACUGUAUUGAAGAUCCACUGUAUGCCAGGCACAGUGUUAGAUUCUUUAAAUAACUGAGAUGUGCUAUAGCUGUGGUCCCCAAAUUUGUGUGUUGAAGUACUAAUCCCCAGAACCUUAGAGACGUGCACAGAUUUAAGAAUAGGGCUUUUGAAGAGGUAAUUAAGGUAAAUGAGAUCAUGUGGGUGACCCCUAAUGAAAUAUGACCGCUAUCCUUCUAAGAAGAGAUUAGGAUACAGAGACAACAGAAGGACAACCAUGUGAAGACAGAGGAUUUAAGAAACCAAACUUGCCAAUACCUUGAUGUUGUACUUCUCCCCAGAACUGUGAGAAAAUAAAUUUCUGUUGUUUAUGCUA
Nycticebus coucang (slow loris) is the source of this 5893-nucleotide messenger RNA. RefSeq names its product baculoviral IAP repeat containing 2 (gene BIRC2). The coding region runs from base 1375 to 3231 and encodes 618 amino acids. Gene Ontology annotation, cellular component: cytoplasm; nucleus; spindle microtubule. Gene Ontology annotation, biological process: regulation of cell cycle; regulation of apoptotic process. The transcript is spliced from 9 exons. NCBI's taxonomy places the organism in Eukaryota, Metazoa, Chordata, Mammalia, Primates, Lorisidae. The record is from RefSeq and is a predicted model, not a curated record.